Molecule: messenger RNA, 2475 nt
Organism: Thrips palmi
Lineage: Eukaryota; Metazoa; Arthropoda; Insecta; Thysanoptera; Thripidae
Exons: 4
Coding region: 586-2274 (562 amino acids)
Source: RefSeq, a predicted model, not a curated record
GUUCCAAAGUGCAUCUUCGCGGGGGCGCCUUUCGUUGCUUGUAUGUGCAGGUGUUGCUGGGAUAUUGGCAUUGGCAUUCCCUGUGGCAUUCCCUACCCCCUCCACAGCGUCCGCGCGCCGUCGCAGCUGUUGGAACUGUUGCGCGUUGUGUGCCGGCCGCCGCUCCACCACCCUGGCCGGCCGCACUGUUGCCGAGCGAGCCCAGAGCUUCGGCCUGCCCGCGCUAGGCUCUGCCCCAAAUACAAAAUAGCUAAACAGCUCCGUUCGGCAACACUGCUCCAGUCCUCUUUCUCCCUGUCCUUCCUUCCUUGUUUGCUGCAAUUGUAGGUUCGCUUUCCGCUGCUUUUCGUCCCGUCAGCACUGUGCCGCGUCGUGUCCCCCUUCCACCCAGACCUUCCCCCCUGUCCCCCCUCCCCUCCAGGCAAGUCGGAGUCAGAGUCAGUCAGAGUCCCUCCCCUCCCCCACCCAGUCCCCCAGUCCGGCUCGAGCACCCGUCUGCGGCGGUCGCCUCGCGUUGAGUUCUCCGGCCGUGUGCUGUUCCGAGUCUACCUGUCGGUGCGAAGUGACAUUCGAAAGGGCAUCAUCAUGAAGAGCGCGGCGUCCGUCGCGCCCCCGCAGCCCUGCCACUUCAUGAAGACCGCCAGCCCAGCGGGGGGCCAGGGUGCCCAGGGGCGCGCCGGCCGCUGGCCAACCAGCAAGGGCAGUAGGAAGAAAGCCGCUAGGAAGGCCAAAGCACUGCAACUCGCUGGCCAGUGCGCCGUAGCGCCCCCUGCCGACGUUCACCAAGUCACCGUGCAACCCCCUGUCCAGGCGCCCAGUAGGAAGAAGGCACAGAAGAAAGCCGCCAGGAAGGCCAAGGCCAAGGCCCGCCGACUGCAGCGCGCUGCCAAGGCUGGCCAGCGCGCUGCAGCACCCCCUGCCGACGUUCACCAUGUCACCGUGCAACCCCCUGUCCAGACGCCUGCACCCGAACCUCGCGGCAGCAGCGUGACGGUGGAUGCCGGCGGCCUCGGAGCGGUCGACAUCGGCGUGGCAGUCACGGCCCCCGCCAGCGCGGUCGUGCAGCCCUCGACCGCCCCAGCUGGCCGUCCGGUCAAGAAAGGAGUCCGACGAUGCGGCGUGGAGGGCGCCGCGGGGGCGGCCUGCUCCAGCACGGGCCUGCUGUCCACGGCCUUGUCCACGGCCGCCGCGCUGCCCACCGCGUCCGCGGCCGGGUCGGUGUUCCACUUCGAGGCGACGGCCGAGUCCAACGCCGCGGUGGCCACGGCCAGCACGGCCGACGCUGCCGCCCCCGCCGCCCCGAACCCCAAGAAGCGCGCCGCCGACGACGACGCGGAGGUCGUGGACUCGACCACCUCACCGCUCACCUCGCCGAUCGCCAGCGCUGUCGUCAACGCCGUCGCCAGCCCCGCCGGCGGUGUCCCCGUGCCUCCGGACGCGAAGCGCGCGCGGUGCGACGUGGUCGACUUGGACCUGGACAAGGUCAUCGAGCUGCUCGAAGGCAGUGGCGCCCGGCUGGUCUACCGGACCGGCAGGGCCAGGGAGCCGUUGGAACAGGCAGACUGGACGGUGCUGCCGCCGACCCCGGAGGACGCCGUCGGCAACCCUCUGCGCUACGAGCCGCUGGACCACGGCAGCUCCGAGUACCAACGCCUUCAGGCGGACUUCGAGUCCAGAUGUCUUGGGAAGGGCUUCCAGGUGACUCGCGUCUGCAAGGUGGUGAACGACUGGCUGCUGUACGAGUUCCAAGAGCGCGUGCGGCGCCUGGAGGAGCAGUGCGGUGACGUGGCGGUGCUGCGCGUCUACCACGGCACGCCCAGGGCCAACGUGCACUCCAUCGCCAUGGGCAACCUGGACCGACGCUACGCCGGCCGCGCCACGAACCACGCGUGGUGGGGCAAGGGGGUUAAUUUCUCCCCCAUUUCGUACUACGCGUCGCACUACGGCGACCAGGGCACGUUCCGGUCCAUGAUUGUGUCUGAUGUGGUGGUGGGCAGGGCGUGCAGUGUGCGCGGCCCUGCGCAGGCGCCACCGCUCCCCGGUCUGCCGGUGCAGCGGUAUGAUACAAAUAUAAAAUUGCCACAGCCCCAGGUUAUUUGCAAGUUUCUGGACCAUCAAUUCUACCCCACUUAUAUUAUAGACUAUACGGUGCCGCCGAGGGGUCACCGUAGUUGCCCGGAAGUAGAAGUAGAGUGGUGCCCGUGGUGGUACACUGGAAAUUAUGACGUGUCUUCCGGGCUAUGGCUGGGGGGUUUUGGGGGCAUUGAAUUUUGAGACAUGGUUUACUGCGUUGUUAUAAUUUUAUACCACCUGUCCUCCGUUUUUUUUUCUUGUGUUUUGUAUGUUUAUUUUAAUUGAUUUUUAUAUACUUAUGUCAUUCUUGUUUUGAUGCACUAUGGACUAUAUGACUGUCAUUGAUUUAUGCGGUGUGGCAAAUGUCACCAAAUGAUACAUAUGAACUAUUUAUGUGUGGAA